AGAAAUACAAGAGAAACCUUUAACCAUUGACUAUUUUAAAAAAAAAGAAAAAAAAAAAAAGAAGAAGAAGAAUUUCUAUAAAACCAAAUUGUCAUUCUUCAAUGCUAAAGGGUUGGAAGUGGAGUCUGGAAGGGAUUUCUUUAUUAAUCUCGGAAAUGUUUUUACACAGUUUCCAGUUCCCUAAAAUACAGGCAAAAAUUCCAAUAUGUGUGAGUUUGUGCCAGGCACAAGAGACCACACCUCCAUCCACUGAUCAGCUCCAUGUGUCCUUCACCUCCCACCUCAAGGAGCCCUAUAAAUCAAGGAGUCUUGUGCAGACCCUCAGCCUGGGACGUGGAACGCUGCAGGUAGGUCAAACAUACACACUUCACUUACACAUGUGCAUGUGCAAACGUAGAUAGAUCCACACACAUACUGUAUGGCAAAUACAAAAAUACACAUCUACAUGCUCACAAACAUAUACACAAGAUUUCAAACAAUCUUCAGUCUGUAUUUUCUUGACUGCACUCUUUUUUUUUAGCGAAAACUACCAGAUCACUAAAAGUGUGGCUGAAGUUUAUCUUGUUUUUGAGUUUAAAUGAUUAUGAUGCUGAACACAGCGAUCUUCACCUGGUUUUUGAUAAAUGUCAUGGUGAUGGCAUCACAUCCAAAUCUGAGACGUAGUGAACACUCUUUUGCUCUAUAUGACACAGACAUACUACCUGUAGUGGAGCCCCUUGAAAGAAACUCAGCAGAAGAAAAACUGCUAGAAGACUUUGGAUCCUAUGAUGAGGAUCUGGGUAAGGCUGUACGGCUGCAGAGAAGAGGCACACGCUCCCCCAGCCGCUGUAUCCCUCAUCAGCAGUCCUGCCUGGGCCAUCACCUGCCCUGCUGCAACCCCUGCGAUACGUGUUACUGCCGUUUCUUCAAAGCCUUCUGUUACUGCCGUAGCAUGGACCACACCUGCAAAAACUAAUAUAGAUAGAACCAAAUUCUACCCUGAAAUGGCUAAUGGUGGCUUAAUGUUUACAGUUUAUGCAGCUAUAGAAUGUAUAUGUGGAUGGUGCAAACAUGCAUCCUUACACUAUCCACAGAGACGUUUGUUAUUAUAGACCAAACAUAAUGGUUAAUAAAGCUGCACAAAGCAUAGAGUGCACCUUUGCUCUUAACACUUCAGAUUUUUAUUGCUGCAGUUUUAAGGUGUAACUUUAUUGCAAUUUUAAGGGUCAAUAUCUACUCACUGUUCAAAAUAUUUUGUAUAUAUGCAUUCAAUAAACUCUGAUUAAUGCA
This is a messenger RNA of Ctenopharyngodon idella (grass carp), 1269 nucleotides long. RefSeq names its product agouti related neuropeptide (gene agrp). NCBI's taxonomy places the organism in Eukaryota, Metazoa, Chordata, Actinopteri, Cypriniformes, Xenocyprididae. The coding region runs from base 578 to 955 and encodes 125 amino acids. Gene Ontology annotation, molecular function: type 1 melanocortin receptor binding; neuropeptide hormone activity. The record is from RefSeq and is a predicted model, not a curated record. The transcript has 4 exons. Gene Ontology annotation, cellular component: extracellular region. Gene Ontology annotation, biological process: adult feeding behavior; hormone-mediated signaling pathway; positive regulation of feeding behavior.